AUAAGAUGCCAAUAGAGAAAAGAAUGCUGACCACCGAUUGUCAUGAUACUGAGUCACAAUCACAGCAAAUCACAAACAAUUUUUUGAAUCGUCGAUUGAAUUGAACAUUUUUCUUACAAUACAAUUAGUCGACAAUAAUAACAAUAAUUGAAUAGUUAAAAUGUUUAAAGUUGGUGUUGAAUUUAAAUAAAAAAAAAAAAUAAAAAUUUAAGAAAAAGUACGUCUUUGCGAUUCUUCGUGGUGUCCUAUGCUAUAUCCUAAUGAACAUUCCGAAUCUGUGAUAAAUCGAUUUGUGUGUUUGUCUAUUAUUAUAAACAUUCAAUACUUUAUACGAAGUUUUGUGUUAAAUUUUUUGUUGAAAAAAAGUUUCGAAUCGAUAAAUGUGCAAUUAUUUAUAAUGCCUUUGAGCAAUCUGUUUUAAUUAUUUUAGUCAAAAGAACUGGAUAAUAUUCAUUUUAUUUUCUGGAACAACCUAAUACAAUCUAUCAAACGAUUCAAAUUUGUUUAAAUUACAACGAAUUGAAUAUAUUUCGUGAAUAAAUACAUCCAUAAUGUCCUCCCAUCAUUCGCAAUCACUCUCCGAUCCCAAUUAUUUGCUAAGAUUACAAAAUUUGCGGUUGAAUGAUGAUUCCGCAAAUAGUUCGUUGCCAGUAUCACAUCGGCGUACGAUUUCAUUGAAUGGAGCCGCUGAAAAUGAUCCCGCAUUAAGUAAUAAAUCAUCGGUAGCCAAUACAAGUCGAAUGCAAGCCUCAAAUGAUGAUGAAUAUAAACUGUAUGAUCAAAAUAAAUUUAUCACGGCAUCGAAAUUUACAGGGCCCAAAACACUAUCACCUAAACAUCAAGUCAAUAUAGCAAAAGCAUCAACAACAACAGCCUAUCGCAAUAGUGCAAGUCCAACACAGUCAAUAUCUCAACAAUCUGUUUAUGAGAAUAUUGACUAUUACAAUCCAGCGAUUCCAGUACAAAUAACACAGCAACCUUUGCCACCCCCUCCGCCAGCUUACAGUCAUUAUGUAUCAAGUGUAUCAGGUAUGAGCAAACCAAGCAUCGGAUGUGGAACUUACGAAAUCAUUGGAAAUAAAGUUCCAUCAAAUGGUGGCUCAUUAAAUCGCUUCACGCAUACGCCACAGCCUGAUGACCAUGAUCCUUCACAUAUUUAUGAAAAUUUGGGCAAUGUUUCCAGUUCCAAUGCACCGCGUGCAACGUCUGCUCUUCCACCUCCGCCCCUUCCCGCCAAACCAAAACAGUCGGUUUAUGCACAAAUAACUGGCGACACAUCUGGAACAUAUGUUCAACCACAAUCAAUACUGCCGCCAAGCUAUCGACUGCCACAGUCACCAUCAACGCAAGUUGCAUCACCAAUAAAAUCAUAUGGAAACAUUGACACUGUCGCAGCUGUUAAGUUACAAUAUUCAAAUCCUCGUGCCAAUAUAGUAAAUCAAUCUAUUUCAAGCUCGUAUGAACACCAGAAACAUCCUUCGUAUUUAUCAAAAUUGCAAAAUCUAGAGCCACUUCAAGCUUUCCCUGGCGUAAUGAACGUAUCCAUGAAUCCAAAUUAUAUUGAAGAUCUUAAUGGUUCUGAUUACGUUUGCAUGACGCGUUCGGCACCACAAUCCGUUUCGAAAAUGGCAUCGUUAAAUGCGAUUUCAACAGGUCACAGAGCUUCUCCGACAAGCAACAUGCCAACCGCCAAUAGUUCCACUGCCAUGCAAUUGACGAGCAAAAAUUUACAAACCUUACAACAAGAACAAUUGAAUGCCAGCAACAGAUCACAAAUAAACCCAUCUGAUUCCGAAAUAACCAAAUCGAUUUCUCCAACGCCAUCACAACUAAGCAGUAAUUCUAAUAAACAAAAAGGGCAUGCAGCAAAGCCAUUAUUGCCGUAUAGUGUCACUUCGCGGCCCGGUAAAACAGAGGCAGAACGAAAAAUCGAAGAACUUACUAGGCAAUUGGAAGAGGAAAUGGAACGAAAUGAAGAGCAAGGUGAAUAUUUUGGUAUUUGCCAUACGUGCGGGGAAAAGGUUACAGGUGCUGGCCAAGCGUGUCAAGCAAUGGGAAACCUAUAUCAUACAAAUUGUUUUAUUUGCUGCUCAUGUGGCCGUGCACUGAGAGGAAAAGCCUUUUAUAAUGUUCAUGGUCGCGUUUACUGUGAAGAAGACUAUAUGUACUCUGGAUUUCAACAAACGGCGGAAAAAUGCGCCAUUUGUGGACACUUGAUUAUGGAAAUGAUUUUACAAGCGAUGGGAAAAUCAUAUCACCCGGGCUGCUUUAGAUGUUGUGUAUGUAAUGAAUGUUUGGAUGGUGUACCAUUUACCGUUGAUGUGGAUAACAAAAUCUAUUGUGUAAACGAUUAUCAUAGUAUGUUUGCACCAAAAUGUGCCAGCUGUGGAAAAGGAAUAACACCAGUUGAAGGCACCGAGGAAACGGUGCGUGUUGUUUCAAUGGAUAAAGAUUUUCACGUGGACUGCUAUGCAUGUGAAGACUGUGGCAUGCAGUUAACUGACGAGCCUGAAUCAAAGUGUUAUCCAUUCGAAGGACGUCUAAUGUGCCGAACCUGCCAUUUGCAACGCAUUUCAAUGAAUCCAAUACAAAACGAACCGGUUUGUGCAACCUACCAAUACAUGGGCUAACAUGAAUCACUUUAUAAACAUUAACCAUUUCACUUCGAGAGCAUAAUCAUUAUUUUAUUAUGAUCAUAGCUUCUGGAGUUGGCGAUCCAA
Contarinia nasturtii (swede midge) is the source of this 2720-nucleotide messenger RNA. It is a transcript of the gene jub, whose product is annotated as LIM domain-containing protein jub. The record is from RefSeq and is a predicted model, not a curated record. Gene Ontology annotation, molecular function: transcription corepressor activity. Bases 552 to 2630 code for a protein of 692 amino acids. Lineage: Eukaryota; Metazoa; Arthropoda; Insecta; Diptera; Cecidomyiidae. Gene Ontology annotation, cellular component: transcription regulator complex; nucleus; P-body. The transcript has 8 exons. Gene Ontology annotation, biological process: positive regulation of miRNA-mediated gene silencing; cytoskeleton organization; negative regulation of hippo signaling.